This is a messenger RNA of Argentina anserina (silverweed cinquefoil), 1167 nucleotides long. Its product is annotated as protein IQ-DOMAIN 29-like. The record is from RefSeq and is a predicted model, not a curated record. The transcript has a single exon. The coding region runs from base 1 to 1167 and encodes 388 amino acids. NCBI's taxonomy places the organism in Eukaryota, Viridiplantae, Streptophyta, Magnoliopsida, Rosales, Rosaceae.
AUGAAUUUUCACUUUCAGCUUCUGGCAUCAUUGCCUACUGCUAUUCCUCUACGUCUCCAAUAUGAACCAGAGGACCCGAACUCAUCAUUGGUAUGGCUUGACCGCUGGACCAGAUCAUGCUUUUGGGAACCUGUUUUACAAUUAAAGAAAAAACCUGAUUUGAAGACUCGUGGAAAAUACAAGAAGAUUCAGACAGUAGAAACUGAACCAGCUAAGCCAAAAAGAACUGUCCGGAGACUGUCCAAUGAAAAUGGCCCAACUCGUGUCACUUCAGAUUCUGAGAAGCCUAAACAAAAUAUGAGGAAAGUUUCAACCCAUCCAGUGAACUCAGUUCAGGGACAUCAACAGAAUGGAGUUGAGAAGGUCAAAAGUAAUGUUAGAAAAGUCUCUGGUCCCAAGGAGGUUUCUAAUUGCAAGGUCUCUGAUCCCAAAAAGGUAUCUAAUUCCAGGGAGGAGAUUUCUGGUCAGGCAGAGAAGGUUUGUGAUCCUGAGGAGGUUUCUGGUCACACAAAGAAGGUUUCUGAUUCCAAGGAGGAGGUUCCGUCAGAGGUUGUUAAAGAGAUACCAAAGCACGGUACAGAAACAAUUAUAGUUCCUGCUGCUCUUGAUGACUCAGAGCCAUGCACUAGUGAGAUUUCUCCAAAGAUGGAACAAGUCGAUGUUGCUGACCCCAAACAGUCUGAUCUAGAAAAAUGUAUGGAACUGACACCAACAAAUGAGACAUUGCAAAGUUUAGGCGACCAUUCUUCUGGUGACAUGCAAUCAAUGGAGAACAACGGAAAAGGUGAAGAAGUUCAAGCACUAAAUGAGGUUCUAACCUCAGACAACUUUAUUAGUAACGAGGACCAGAAAACCAGCCUGAGAAGGGCGUCUUUACCGGUGAUGUUUGAGCAUCAGGAGAAUGGGGUUCAGACCACACCAAGAGUUCCAAGUUACAUGGCACCAACUGAAUCUGCCAGAGCUAGGCUGAAAGGACAGGGCUCUCCCAGGUUUGCACGAGACAUGGUUGAGAAGAAUCUUUUGACCAGACGACAUUCUCUGUCGUCUUCAACCAACACCAAGUUAAGUUUACUUUCUCCACGAGCGCAAAAAUUGGUUCAAGGCAAAGGAGUAAUCAGAACUGACAGAUCAUUUUCAUCUUCAAGGGAUGGUUUUGGUAAGUUGUGA